AUGCCAUUGACACGAGAUCAAAUGGCCGAUGUUAAAUUAAUUAUAAAGCAAACCAUUGAAGAAUUGCUCAGUGAUGAUAAAUUCGUAACGCUUAUUUCUGAUAAAAUCGAACAGAAACUGGGUAUAAAGGAAUCUCAACCAAAAAUGGUCGAGCUAGAAAAACAAAUAGUGGACAUGAGACAUGCUAAGAAUAAGCUAGAGUGUGACUUGGAAAAAUUUCAACAACAUGCACGUCGGAAAUCUUUUAGAAUAGUUGGCAUGAAGGAAUCACAUGGUACAAGUGUCCUGGAGCAGGUGCUUACCUUAUGCGAAGAUAACCUAAAAACUCGAGUUUUGGAAGGGAAUAUUUAA
Acanthoscelides obtectus is the source of this 351-nucleotide messenger RNA. The record is from the annotation of a GenBank genome assembly. Lineage: Eukaryota; Metazoa; Arthropoda; Insecta; Coleoptera; Chrysomelidae.